UCGCCCGGAGCCAAGAUGGCAGCAGCAGGACAUAACUCCUCCCCCUUUGCUUCCCUCUUCUCUGCCGCGCUGCCCCUGGGAGUAGGAGGAGUCAGAACCUGUUGCCGGCGCCAUCUUGUUAUUCCCGAGAAAGAAGGAGACGAGCACAGAGGCCCGCCUGGUACAAUGGGGAGAAAAAAGAAGAAGCAGCUCAAGCCCUGGUGCUGGUAUUGCAACAGAGACUUUGAUGAUGAGAAAAUCCUGAUUCAGCACCAAAAGGCAAAACACUUUAAAUGCCACAUCUGUCACAAGAAGCUUUACACCGGCCCUGGCUUAGCCAUCCAUUGUAUGCAGGUACACAAGGAGACCAUAGAUGCUGUGCCAAAUGCCAUUCCUGGAAGGACAGACAUUGAACUGGAAAUAUAUGGCAUGGAGGGGAUCCCUGAAAAAGACAUGGAGGAAAGGAGACGAAUACUUGAACAAAAGACCCAAGUUGAUGGUCAGAAGAAGAAAACCAACCAGGAUGAUUCUGAUUAUGAUGACGAUGACGACACUGCGCCGUCCACUUCAUUUCAACAGAUGCAGACACAGCAGGCAUUCAUGCCUACAAUGGGACAGCCUGGGAUUCCUGGCUUACCUGGCGCACCAGGAAUGCCCCCAGGCAUUACAUCUCUAAUGCCAGCAGUGCCCCCACUCAUCUCUGGAAUACCACAUGUCAUGGCAGGGAUGCACCCACAUGGGAUGAUGUCAAUGGGUGGAAUGAUGCAUCCACAUCGACCUGGUAUACCUCCUAUGAUGGCCGGAUUGCCUCCAGGCGUACCGCCUCCAGGGCUUCGUCCAGGUAUCCCUCCUGUGACACAAGCACAACCUGCAUUGUCUCAAGCUGUUGUCAGCAGAUUGCCUGUCCCUAGCACUUCUGCCCCUGCCCUGCAGAGUGUUCCCAAACCCCUCUUCCCUAGCGCAGGACAGAUGGCAUCUUCCGUCAAAAACUCAAGUACAUCGGCCUCCAAUUCAGAAAGCCUGUCUGCACCUUCUAAAGCUCUGUUUCCUAGCACAGCGCAAGCUCAGGCCCACAUUUCUGGACCGGUGGGAACGGAUUUCAAACCCUUGAACAAUAUUCCUGCUACCACUGCAGAACAUCCUAAACCAACAUUCCCUGCUUACACCCAGUCUACCAUGUCAACCACUAGCACAACAAAUAGCACUGCUUCUAAACCAUCCACUUCCAUAACAAGUAAGCCUGCUACCCUGACAACUACUAGUGCCACUAGUAAGUUGGUGCACCCCGAUGAGGAUAUAUCUCUGGAGGAGAAACGUGCUCAGCUUCCAAAAUACCAACGUAACCUACCCAGGCCUGGCCAGGCUCCCAUCAGUAAUAUGGGUAGUACAGCUGUUGGGCCUUUGGGAGCCAUGAUGGCUCCUCGGCCUGGACUACCUCCCCAGCAGCAUGGAAUGAGGCAUCCAUUGCCACCCCAUGGUCAAUAUGGUGCACCACUUCAAGGAAUGGCCGGCUAUCAUCCUGGUACAAUGCCUCCCUUUGGACAAGGACCCCCCAUGGUACCACCCUUUCAAGGUGGGCCCCCUAGGCCUCUCAUGGGAAUAAGACCUCCUGUAAUGUCUCAAGGUGGCCGCUACUGAUGUCUCUGCACUAGUAAAUAGGUUUGGAGAUUAAACCUUUUCUCAUCUUGUGCUGUGUAUAUAGCCAAGCUUCCUUCACUUAGAGCUUCAUUGUGACUAAAACGUGUCCCCCUACAUACCCGGAACUUUUUGGACAUUUUGUUUUACUUGUGGGAGGGUUAUUUUUAUUUGUGGGCAGGAGUUUGUGGGGAAUAAACCAGGAAUAUAUCCCUGAGAUUGCAAUUUAUACUGUAUGGCUUCUUUUUCAUGUUUCAUCUAGGUUUUUAGAAGUGGCGUAUAGUAAAUAUGGUUCGUUUAAAUGUGAAGGCGCCAAAUACCACCUUAAAGGCAAGUUCUGUAAUGUUACUUUGCUCUCUGUAUUAUAAUGCCUUCACAGCAUCCUAGGGUGCUGUUGGACUUUGGUCCCCAACAGUGGUUGGUGAGGGCUGUAUCUCUUGCACCUAAAUUAUUGUAUUUAGGUCUCUGACAUCCCACCCACUAAAGUUCAGCCGACUUAUGUGUAAUGUAAAGAACUUCAUUGUGUAAUAAAACAAGCGAAACUUU
This is a messenger RNA of Xenopus laevis (African clawed frog), 2160 nucleotides long. It is a transcript of the gene znf207.S, whose product is annotated as zinc finger protein 207 S homeolog. Bases 16 to 1617 code for a protein of 533 amino acids. Gene Ontology annotation, cellular component: spindle matrix; spindle; kinetochore. Gene Ontology annotation, biological process: mitotic spindle assembly; mitotic spindle assembly checkpoint signaling; attachment of spindle microtubules to kinetochore. The record is from RefSeq and is a predicted model, not a curated record. NCBI's taxonomy places the organism in Eukaryota, Metazoa, Chordata, Amphibia, Anura, Pipidae. Gene Ontology annotation, molecular function: microtubule binding. The transcript is spliced from 11 exons.